AUGGUGGGGCUGUCGUACGCGGCCGUGCCGCUCUACCGCCUCUACUGCCAGGCCACGGGGCUCGGCGGGACCGCGGGCACGGAGCGCGACGCGGAGCGGAUCGAGCGCAUGGAGCCCGUCCGGGACCGGCGCAUCAGGGUCACUUUCAACGCCGACACCCACGCCAGCAUCCAGUGGAACUUCAAACCGCAGCAGAGCGAGAUCUACGUGGUACCAGGAGAGACUGCACUGGCAUUUUAUAAAGCAAAAAAUCCUACUGACAAACCAAUAAUUGGGAUCUCCACCUACAACGUCGUCCCCUUUGAAGCAGGACAAUAUUUCAAUAAAAUACAAUGUUUUUGUUUUGAAGAACAGAGGCUAAAUCCUCAGGAGGAAGUGGACAUGCCUGUCUUUUUCUACAUUGACCCAGAGUUUGCAGAGGACCCUAAAAUGGCUAAAGUUGAUUUGAUCACCCUCUCUUACACCUUCUUUGAAGCAAAGGAAGGACAGAAGUUGCCACUUCCUGGGUAUCAGUAACUACAAAAUGUGACUUCUGCUACAUCUGAGUGCCAGUUUUGAUGCCACUUUUCCUUGGAAGAAAAAACUGCAGGAGUACUGUGCAGUAUGAAAUUAUAUUAAACCUCCAUGGGCAUACACUGUUAUGAAAGUAUAUGUAUAUAUAUAUAUAUUUUUUUUGGAAACCAACAUAAUGUAUUCCCUAUUUCUUAGGGAUAGUAUUUCUUCAUCAGAGAGUGGAAGGGAACACACUGUUCCUGAAAUACAGAGGGUUUUCUCAGGCCAUCUUUUUGUAAGAUGUUAUCUGAAUACCAUAAGGCAAAUUUUUAAACUAACAUGUAAAUUAAGGUCUUCAUUUAAAUACAGAAGAAAACAUCUGUUGAUUAAACAUCUAAAAUUCUAUUGCUGGCUCCAGAAAAUAACUUGCACGUUAAGUUACAUUAGGAAAAGGUAAACCCAGGUAAUAAAUUAAGGAAAUCUCAUAACUAAACAAAGUUAGAGUGUUAUUUCUGUGUAACCUUCCCUGGCACAGGAGGAGAUGAUGAUUCAGAAGGUGAUGCACCCUCUCAUGUUAUUACUGAAUCAGUAGUUCAUUUGGUAAGAGCAGACUGCUCUAAAAUUGUUAUCAUGAGAACAGUAAUUUAAGCAUAAGCACAUCAGAUCUGUGGGAUGGUUUCCAUUUGGAAAAGCCAUCUUAUUUCCACGUUGUGUCCCACUCAUUUGAAGUGGCUGUGCUGUUAGUGAGUGCUCUUUGCAGAGGGCUCUACUCUGGGCACCUCCACAGGAGACAAGCUUGGCUGGUGUCCGACAUGCCUUGAGGGGAGGGCAGCAUAUAAACAACUGCUCUGAAUUGCAGCUGAAUGAACAGCUCAGACACUGCCUCAAAAACCAAAAUCAGCCCAUUCAGGGGCUGAGUUGGCCAGAGCCUGCUCAGCAGUGCAGCAGCUCUUCAGGGGGACUCUCUACCAUCAGAACAUGUAAGCCUGUAUUUAUGUAGCUUUUUAUCUGUGGGUUAGGACUAACAACACUUCAUCACUGCCUUGCAAACCAGUAGCAAGUUGCAGAGCAAGUUCAAGUAACCUGCUUAUUUUCAGACAGAAAUUACUAUCAGACAGUAUUUUCUUCUGGGCUGGGUCUUUCUACCCCUUCCAGCAGAGGAGAAUGAACAAAGUAAGGCUCAUGUUGGUUAGCCUGGACUCUGAAAAAGCAAUGGGUACUUAAGAAAUAACUUCCAGUUACUGAAGUCUCAAUUAUAUUUGCAUACAAUAAGUCAAAACCUGCUUUUUUGAAAAUAAAUGGAUGCUACCUUUAAAAUUGUACCAAUUACUUGUGUUGGUUAAACAGAUUCUGGAUGACAUUCAGGUCUUCACUGCAUAUUAAAGACUGAGAACUUUU
Molecule: messenger RNA, 1890 nt
Organism: Cyanistes caeruleus (blue tit)
Lineage: Eukaryota; Metazoa; Chordata; Aves; Passeriformes; Paridae
Gene: COX11
Product: cytochrome c oxidase copper chaperone COX11
Cellular component (GO): mitochondrial inner membrane
Molecular function (GO): copper ion binding
Source: RefSeq, a predicted model, not a curated record